AUGAAAAAUGAAUGUUUGACCCAAGUUACUGAAUUUAUUCUCUUGGGACUCACCAACAACCCAGACCUCAAGGCACCACUCUUUGGACUAUUUUUAACCAUAUAUUUGGUCACACUGAUGGGCAACCUGGGCAUGGUUGUUCUAACUCACUUAGACUCGAAACUACAUACUCCUAUGUACUUUUUCCUGAGACAUUUAUCAAUCACGGAUCUUGGUUACUCUACAGUUAUUGGUCCAAAAAUGAUGGUAAAUUUUGUUAUGCAGCAAAAUAUCAUUUCCUACACGGAGUGUGCUGUACAACUGACAUUCUUUGAGAUUUUUAUCAUUACUGAACUAUUUAUCCUCUCAGCCAUGGCGUAUGACCGCUAUGUAGCCAUCUGCAAACCUCUCCUCUAUGUGAUCAUCAUGGCAGGAAAAGUACGUUGGGGGCUGGUACUGGUUCCCUAUCUCUACAGCAUAUUUGUAUCCUUACUUCUCACAGUUAAGUUAUUCACACUGUCCUUUUGUGACUCUAAUGUCAUCAGUUACUUUUAUUGUGACUGUGUUCCUCUGUUAUCUCUGCUCUGUUCCGACACACAUGAAUUAGAACUGAUCAUUUUAAUUUUCUCAGGCUGCAAUUUACUCUCCUCCCUCCUCAUUGUACUCGUAUCUUACAUGUUUAUCUUUGUGGCAAUUCUCAGGAUGAACUCCAGGGAGGGGCGGUCCAAAGCCUUCUCUACAUGCAGCUCUCAUCUGACAGUAGUGGUUGUGUUCUACGGAACACUGCUGUUUAUUUACCUGCAACCCAAAUCCAGCCACACUUUUGAAAUUGAUAAAAUGGCCUCUGUGUUUUAUACACUAGUCAUUCCUAUGCUCAACCCAUUGAUCUACAGCCUAAGAAACAAAGAAGUAAAAGAGGCCCUUAAGCGAACUCUCACUCAUGGACUCAGAAUCCCCACUUAAUACCUCAAUAUUCAGGUGCACACCUUUCAUACUGUGUCAACCAUGAGACAUGAGAUUAUCAAACAGCAGAAAUGUGCAGAAAGCUUAAGUCACUGUCUUCAUAAAAAUUUCUGUAUAAAAACCUCUUUUUUCUCUUUCCAAUUCAAAAGAAUUAAAAAUAUUACUAAUAAAAUAAAGUCUUCAAAUGAAAAUCAAGAUCCCAUUGGAAACUGUAGUUUAUAAAUAUGGGAACAUGGUUUAUAAAUAUGGGGCUUUUUGGUUGUUGUUUAAACUUCAUAUUGUAAAAGAAAAAGUAAUGUUUAAUUAAAACCAAACAAUACUUUUUAUACUAGUCAUUGUGAAUUAAAAUUAAAUAAGAUUUUGCCAUAAAAAUAUACCAGCAAAACUAGAGGCAAGAAAAAUGUGAUUAAUAUAAUUACAAUAGAAAAUCCAUUUAUAAAAUGUCAAAGCUAAAGGUAAAACAAAAGAUUGAACUUUAUGAUAAGAUUUCAAUCAAUGUAAGAUAAUAAUUUACAUAUCAAGGAAAAUUUUAUAUCUAGAAGAACAUUUCUUAAUUAGAAACUAUGAAGAGCUAUCAUGGGUAAAUUCAGGUUUAUAGCCUCAUGAUGCAAUGUUUUAAGACCAAAAAUGUCAAAUGAAUUAUGGUAAUCUAGCCAUAUACUGCUGCAUUAUGAACAUUUUUAAAAUAUAUAGUAAUGUUUAUACAGUGAAGACACCUGGUAUUGCAGGAACAAUUGUGCGACCAUCCUAGGAGUCUGUUUCCUUGGAAAGUUUACAUAAAAUAUCAUAGAUUAUGAAACACCGUAGUUCAUUUAUGUUUUUUAAAAAGUCAUAACACUUAUCCUCCAUAGAUCCUGUCAUAGACAGAUUGAGCUUUUAUCUCACACUUCUGUGAUCACAUUACUAAUAAAAUCUUUUCCUUGAUGCAUUUUCUCAAAGAUCUUUAAUUUUCUGCCUAAAAUAGGAAGCCAUUUAGAAAGUAAGCUAUUUAACAUAAAUUAUUUAGCAAAGAAAAAUUGGUAAGAUUUAGUCUAAGUAUUGAUACGGUUUCAUUCUAAUUGAACAAAAUGUGUUUUGAAAUCAAAAUACAAUUUAACUCUCUGUUUUUGUAUUAUUUAUCAAGUUUUAAUAUUUUUAAAAACUAGUAUAAGGAAUAAAAUCCAAAUGUUCGUGGCUAGUUUAUGCUGAUACUUUAGAGUAAAGAAAGCUUUCCAAAUAUUUAAAAUGUUAUUAAGAACAAAAUUGAAAACUUCACUACACAAGAGUUGACAAUUUAAAACAGAAACAAGAAAGGCAACAAGUAGAUAUUCUAAAAUGUGCAUACUAUAAUGGAUCCAUAGCUUAUCUACAUAUGAAUAAUUAGUUCAUGCUUAAUAUGCCUAUGUCUAUGUACUUGUAUGCAUCUGUUUUACAGGGUCUAGAAUAAAAUAAAUCCAUUGAAUUACAAGUAGGUAUACUCAAAAUACAUUAAAAAUAUGAAUUAAGCUAUAUUCAUCAAUUGAAAUAAUAUUCAGAAAUAACGCAAAAUAAAAGAUCUACACAUUCAGCAACAUUGAUAAAUAUCAAUAGCACAGAUGAGUCCUAUGGUACAUUUAGAAUAAUUUGUAAAACAAUUAAAAUUAAUUUAUUGUUUCUGGAUUAUGGUAUGACAGAAUUAAUUGUGAAACAUCAGGUGUCAUGUUAGGGUGAUAUAAUAUUCUGUUCCUUAGAAAACAUUUUUCAAAUGCCUUAGAUAUUUUUAUAUAUGCUUUCUAAUUUUUAAAAAUAUUUCCAUUAGUUCAUGACUGCUCUGGCAGGACAUCACAUCCAAAGAGCUUCUGUCCAUGUGAUCCAGUUGAAAUGCUAACAUGCCCAAGAUUACAGUGUAAUCUGGCUGCAAUACAGACACACGGUUAGUACACACACCUUUAAUCCCAAACAAUAAAAGGUUAGUUUUAGAAGAAAGCAGUGAUGUUUGGAAGUGAUAUAUAAUUGAUGGAGGGCAUUCAGUUGAGUUCAAGCAAUCAAGUGAAGUUCAGUUGAGUUCAGUCAGUUGGAACACAGUAGAAUGAGUGCAGUGCAGUGAGGUAUAAUUCAGUUUGUGUAGUUCAGUGCAGGUCAGUAGAAGCAGUUGAAGUUAGAGAAUAGGAAGGACUCAAAAGACUAAAACAAAUUGCCAGAGUUAGCUUGAAGCCAAGCAGAGUACUUCAGAGAAAAGCUGAGAAAAGACAGGUUGAAUUUGUCAGCUGAGAGAGGAUUUUUAGCCAAAACAGCUGAACUGAACAAGCCAGACAGAAUGUAGAAAGAACCAGAAAAGGUGAGCUUACUCAUCAGUAAGCCCUGAGAUGAAAAUUACUUCCAGUGAUUAAAAUUACUUCUCAAGCUAAACAAUUUCCAGCUGCUUAAAACGUGGCACCCAAAUCCCUUUUUCUUGCUAGGAUUUGAUCUGUCUUAGUGUUAGCAGUCAGGGACAUCCAUGGACAGUAAUUUGGCAUCUUUCCAACCAGCUCUCGGUGACCCAGUGACUAGACACAUCAUCUCUAGGCAACAUUUUUGUUCCUGUGUCAUAUCCCUUUGUGCAUGCAUCAUAGCCCGGAUAAAAGACAUCCUCCCAUCUCCUCUCUCUCGCGGCCUCUGAGUCCUCACCCUUUUCCUCAAUAAACAUCCCACAUGAGA
Rattus norvegicus (Norway rat) is the source of this 3597-nucleotide messenger RNA. The record is from RefSeq and is a predicted model, not a curated record. NCBI's taxonomy places the organism in Eukaryota, Metazoa, Chordata, Mammalia, Rodentia, Muridae.